This is a messenger RNA of Seminavis robusta, 900 nucleotides long. The record is from the annotation of a GenBank genome assembly. Lineage: Eukaryota; Bacillariophyta; Bacillariophyceae; Naviculales; Naviculaceae.
AUGGGUCCAAGAAGAGGUGUUGAUGAUCACCAUGCUCCAAUUCACCACAGUUCAGCUAAAGAUAUGCCAUCCGAGAAUGAUCUGGCGUUGAAAUACCCAGACCAUGGUUCUUUCCAUCAUCUUGCCACGGCAUCCAGCAGUAGUACCAAUGCAAACUCCCCGUGGCUGGGUCUUGCCAUUGCUGGGACCACCAUUGUGGGAACUCUGGUUUUGACGGCUCCCUUUGUCCUGCAGUAUAUCCGAUCGCCACUCCCCUACAUGGCAACUCCAAAGGACAAGGUGAAGAGAGCAUUGGACUAUGUGGCCAAUCGAAGACCACGACUGACGCCAACGAGAAAACGUCAUUUUGUGGACAUGGGAAGUGGAGAUGGAGAAGCCGUUUACCAAGCCUUGCAACAAAAGAAACAAGAAACGAUGCUGUAUGACUCUGCCACGGGUAUUGAACUCAAUUCUACCUUGUGGGGAUUGGCACAUGCUCGUCGUAUCUUGUUUUGGACACGUGCAGAACGGAUAAGAUCCUCGUUCCUCUUGCAAGAUAUGUUUGCCUUUCAUUUACAACAUGCCGACACGGUCAUGAUCUUUGGUGUCAAGCCACUCAUGGAACCCAUCAGUCAAAAGCUUGCGGCAGAACUUCAGGAUGGAACACUAGUUCUAGCCUAUCGAUUUCCAAUCCCACUGGCAGCCAAUGAAGAUUCGGAAGAAAAAGACCAUGUUGGCCACUUGGAAAAGAGCACGUCAACCACUACCACUACUUCAAUAGACGAAAAAUCCAGACAAGCUAGGUUGCUCACGGCAGACUUGGUCUAUGAAGAGGAAGAGAUGAGGGUCUACGAGGUGAAGACGGCCACGGAAGAUUCUUCCGACUUCCCCCAUCCCAAAGAGUCCGUGGAACAAAGAUGA